Balaenoptera acutorostrata (minke whale) is the source of this 435-nucleotide messenger RNA. RefSeq names its product protein FAM32A-like. Gene Ontology annotation, cellular component: nucleolus. The record is from RefSeq and is a predicted model, not a curated record. Lineage: Eukaryota; Metazoa; Chordata; Mammalia; Artiodactyla; Balaenopteridae.
AUGAUUUCAGCCUUGGGAACCCUGAGCAGAGAACUCAGUUAUGCCUUGGCUGUGCUAGAAAUUCUGACUUACAGAAUUGCAGUCUUGAAACUUCAGCAGGGCGCCGUGGAAGCCUACGAGCAGGUCCAAAAGGAGCCCCUGAAGCUGAAAGGCGUCGCAGAGCUCAGAGUGACUAAGCGGAAGAAGAAAAAAAAGGACAAGGCGAAACUCCUGUAAGCGAUGGGAACGGGCAAAAACGAGGAGGAGAAGUGGCGCAGCCUGGACAAGCGGACACUGGCCCAGGUGGCCUCUGAGAAGAAGCAGGAGAAAUGGCAAAUGGAAAGGAUCCUGAAGAAAGCAUCCAAAACCCACAAGCAGAGAGUAGAAGACUUCAACAGACGCCUGGACACGCUCACGGAGCACUAUGACAUUCCUAAAGUUAGCUGUACAAAGUAG